CACGGAUUUUUAUUAGAAAGUCAUGAUGUUCCAACUGAAGACGGUUGGAUAUUGACUGCGUUUCGUUUAAAAAAAGUAAAUGGACUCUAUGGGAAAGGAGUUAUUUUUCUUCAGCAUGGAAUGGCUACGGACUCUUCAUGUUUUUGUGGAAAUGGAAAUAAAUCUUUCUCCUUCUAUUUCGCUAACCUAGGAUACGACAUUUGGCUGGGAAAUUUCCGAGGCACCGAGUUUAGUAGACAUAAAAUACUGCAAAGAAGUGAUAAAAAAUUUUGGGAUUUUAGCUAUCAUGAAAAUGGCUUAUAUGACUUAUCAGCAAACUUCAAAUACAUAUCAGCCAAAACGAAAUCUAAAAUAUUUUACAUUGGCCAUUCUAUGGGAGGUAGUGCAAUGGCCAUUUAUUUAUCAAUGAAACCAGAGGAAGCUAUGGAAUAUGUUAAGCACACAACAUUUCUAUCUGGCAGUUUUCAUAUGAAAAAUACCCAUGGAAUUUUCGGAUUUAAUUAUGUUAAUAAUAUGUAUGAUUUACUGAUGCUAUUGCCGAACACCAACAUGAGCGUUCUCUUGGGUCUUGAUAGUUUUGAAAGGCAAUUUAUGUUACAGUUUUGUCUUUCAUCUUUGAAAAAUGCCCAUCUCUGCAUAGGAAUAAUAGACAGUAUUGCCGGUACUGAGGGAUAUGAGAUGUCACCAGAAAACAUUCUAUUGGCACUCCCGUGCGGCAAAAAUCAGUGCUUGAAACAAAUGUUACACUAUGUCCAAGCCAUUCGAACGCAAGAAUUUAGAAUGUUUGAUUACGGGCCGAAGGAGAAUAUGAUUCGGUAUAACUCUACAAUACCUCCAAAAUAUGAUUUGACCAAAAUGUCUACUGAUAUAACUUUCAUAUAUGGAGCUUACGAUGGGCUUGCAACCAAGGAGGAUAAUAUUUAUACAUUCAAUAAAUACCGAAAGCCAAAUUGGGAUGCCUACGAAAUUCCUUAUAAUCAUUACAACUAUUUAUUUGAUAGAAAAUAUGUCGAUAAGAUUUUGUAUCCUUUGAUAUUAAAAAUUAUUAAUAAAUGAACUAA
Ceutorhynchus assimilis (cabbage seed weevil) is the source of this 1061-nucleotide messenger RNA. The record is from the annotation of a GenBank genome assembly. NCBI's taxonomy places the organism in Eukaryota, Metazoa, Arthropoda, Insecta, Coleoptera, Curculionidae.